CUCCUGGCUAUUGUCCUGUUCUCACUAAAUGCGCUGAGCGAUCUGAGGUGUCCCUCUUAUUCAACGUCUAAUAGUGACCGCAGCCCUUUUCAGACUGACUGGUCAUUUACUGGUAAAAAACACAGAAUCCAGGAUAAAAUACAGUGGCUUUGGACUUUUAAUUUGUAUCUACUGGUUUGCCGUUCACUCCUGUGAUCUCGUCGCCAGCCGCCAGAGUCCCCUCCAGAGCAGCAGGGGUGUUGUCAAAGACCUGACAGAGAUCCCAGUUACAGGAAAUAAGGUUAUCUUGUCCGAUCCCAGUCCGUCUUGCAACUCAAACAACAUUCAGGGCCGCUUUCACCACUAGUGAAAACAUAGCAAUGCCAAUGGAACUUGAGCUGAAGCAUGUGGAGCUGAGAGCUGGAGACCAGUUCAAAGUGCAGGGAAGGAUUAUGGAUGAGGCUGAGAGGUUCCAGAUCGACCUGGGCUGUGAUGAAGACGACCUGGCACUGCACUUUAAUCCACGCUUCAACGAUGACACUGAUGGGACUGUGCUCGUAUGCAACUCAAAGAUUGCUGGCUGCUGGGGUGAUGAGAAGAGAGAGAUCCACAAUCCACUCCAAAGGGGUUCUACAUUCAAGAUUGUGCUGAAGCUGACGGGCGACAUGUUUGAAGUGGAGAUGCCUGAUGGACAGGAGAUCCAGUUCCCCAAUCGUGAAGGCCUAGACGUCAUUACCUACAUUCGUAUCAAAGGAGACCUCAAACUUACUUCUUUCAAAAUCUACUAGACCCCAAUAUAUGAGGGGUGAAUUAGUUAGAUCAAUGGGUUAGGACAGGAUCAAUGACAUUUAUCAAAUCAUUGUUCUAAUAUAUGAAUUAGCGAACUGUUGGACAUAUUAAAUAUGUAUCUGGGUUGACCACAGUCUGUCAUUGUUUAUCUUUUUCCCCAAUGGUAUGGUAUAUUUGUUGCAAUAAUAUUCACAAUCGACGUACACUAAACACAAGGGUAAAAUGAGGAUAAGGUUAUAGUACCAUUGGUCAAUCACUUUGAUUCCUUUACUACUACUACUACAAAAAGUGUUGCACCCACAUCUUGGCCAGGUGAAAUAUUGGAGUCAAUAUGGAAUUAUAUUGGUGAGAAAGAGCAAACAAUAUGUUUAAUUCAUAAUUUCAGAGCAUUUAUUGAGUAUUUGCUUACGGUAAUACAAUACAAAUAGUACAAAGGCUUUAUCACUUGACAGGAAAUGUGAUAAAUUGUUCACACUCAAAACAUUGCAUAUACAUUUUUGAUCCCAAAAUGAGGCCAAUAACUAGGCUUUUUCCUGUUAGUCUAUCAGAUUGAGUUAAAUGAUUGUAUCAAAAUAAGAUGUGUAAUAGGCCUAGCUGAUUAGAAUAAUACAAGAGGUGCAUUAUUGUACAUUGCUCAAGGGCACACUGCCAAGAGGUUUUUCAGUUUCUGACUAUGUUCAUGUUUACAAUGUCAACAUGUUUACAAUAUCAUGCUUGUGCCAUCAUGUCUGUAUGUUUUUACUAUUUGAGCUCCCUUAGAUUUUCUUUAAGCUUUCAAUAGCUUGCUGUUUUGUGAACUUCCUCCAUUCAAUUGGAAUUUCACCUUCACUCUGAAAUUCUUUUUCAUAAACCCUUUCCAGGUCUUUUUGAAAUCGACAAACAAACCACUUCCAGUAUGGAAGUUCAGAGAGGUCUGGGGUGAUGCUCCAAUCAGCAAAUCUUGGGACAGCUUUUCUGUAUUCUUUCAAAAUAUAUUUAUCCUCUGAUUCAUGGGAUGGGUAAAACCAGCCAUUACUUGUUACUGAAGUUGUACAAACAUCAAUACAAAAUUCUACUUAGUCUUUGAAGUGCCAUCCAUUGAUUGCUUUAGGGCGAUGAAAAGGGACAUUGUGAUCCUUCGGUGGGUGUCCCUCCAUGUUGUUUGUGCAGAUGGCUUUACAGAAGGGACACUGUGCCCAGCAAUCACAAAAGUGUUUGAUUAGAAUCUCAUCUGGCCUCUCCCUGAACUGCUUCAUGUGCAGGAGUGACACAUUGCUGAGGCUUCUGUUGAUCUCCAUGAUUCUUUUGGUAAGACCUUGCCUUACCUCUUCUUCGAGGAAGUCAAAGUCGGUUAUGUCACAGAAAUCACUGAAAUGCUUUUCAGCAAAUUUCAGCUAAUCUUUUAGAGCACUGGAAAGCUCUCUAAGCCACAUGUUGGUGUCUCCAUUCCUGUUUUUGACCGUGUUUGUUGCUGUAUGCACUGCAUGUCUCACACGCUGCUCUUUACCUUUUAUGUUCCCUUCAAUUUUUUCUUUCAGGAUAUAUUUCUCUACCUCCUCUCUAAUAAAUCUCUCAAAGUGUUUCCUUGGGUUGUGAAUGUAGGUCAUGAAUUUGUCAAAGUUCUCCUCCUCCGCCAGUGAUGUCAGGAUGUGUUUUUCUAUGUUAGACCUAUUUCCACUGAAUGGUGGGUGACUUACUUGCAUUUCUACAGCCAAGUCAAUGGCCGUCUGGUCAUAGGCCGCCUGUACAAUCGAUUCUUUCAGUGUGUUGCAAAUUAACUCCCCAAGCACAGCUGCAGAUGAGGAACCUUUGCAGUAGUUCUUGAAAAUCUUGUUGUACUGUGGUCUCUUCUUCUCCAGGUAAGUAAGGGCAUCAUUGUUGCUUCUGAAUUUGCUAUGGGAAUCUGCUAACUUACUUCCUGCAAGCUCACACACAUGAAGUGAAAGAUCCACCGUAAACUCCAUUUUGAAUGCAUAUUCAAAUUCAUUCACGCUUUCUUUGACAUUAGUUGCUAUUUCUUGCAUGUAACUGUCAUUGUAUCCCAUCUUUUCUAUGGGCUUUGUCUCGAUUAUCUUCUGGCUUUGUUUGACAACAUCAUUGGUGAAAGCUCUUAUCAAUUCCUGAUCUGUGUAUGUUAGAAUGUUGCUUGGACCAAUGUGGUCAAUUGUCAUGUUCUCUGGAGACUUAAACCAAAGAAAACUCUUAAAAGCAUCCCACACAUUCUUUAGCUUCAUUUGAGCAUCUUUUGAGUGUUGAUCAUUGUUAUGAAGAUCUUGGUGCUUAGAUACAAUUACAUAC
This is a messenger RNA of Coregonus clupeaformis (lake whitefish), 3045 nucleotides long. Its product is annotated as galectin-2-like. Lineage: Eukaryota; Metazoa; Chordata; Actinopteri; Salmoniformes; Salmonidae. The record is from RefSeq and is a predicted model, not a curated record. The transcript is spliced from 6 exons. Gene Ontology annotation, molecular function: carbohydrate binding. The coding region runs from base 360 to 767 and encodes 135 amino acids.